Molecule: messenger RNA, 1118 nt
Organism: Oryzias melastigma (Indian medaka)
Lineage: Eukaryota; Metazoa; Chordata; Actinopteri; Beloniformes; Adrianichthyidae
Gene: marcksb
Product: myristoylated alanine-rich protein kinase C substrate b
Exons: 2
Coding region: 292-945 (217 amino acids)
Biological process (GO): actin filament organization; central nervous system development
Cellular component (GO): cytoplasm; actin filament bundle; plasma membrane
Molecular function (GO): actin filament binding; calmodulin binding
Source: RefSeq, a predicted model, not a curated record
CGGACUUGGGCGUUGUACUCCGCAUCUCAUUUGCGGCGGGGCCAAUUUCUCCAUCUCCAAACUCCGCUCGAGAAAAAAAUUGAAACAAUUCACGUGUUUUCUCAUCUUAAGCUCAUUUUUUAACGCGCGUAUUAGUUUCUCCGCGAGACUUUCGACUCCGAGCGGGUUUUUCUGCUUCAGACGCACCGGGAGGCGUCAGCGUUCCUCGAUUUUUUGGGGGGAGGAAGUCUGCGGUCUUUGUUCAUUCAUUUGAUCGGUUGGGCUCCUUUGUUGGAACAAAAAAAAGCGAGCAUGGGAGCGCAAAUCUCCAAAACCGCUGGAAAAGGGGACGCCGCGGUGGAAAAGCCGGCGGAAGGCGUGGACGUUGCAGCCAAGACAAACGGACAGGAAAAUGGUCACGCCAAGAGCAACGGAGAUGCCUCUCCUGCUACAGAGGAAGCCAACAAAGCUGAUGUGCAGGCUAAUGGUAGCACUCCUACAGAGGAGGUGCCAAAAGAAGAUGGAGAGAAAGUAGAGGGCGCUGAAGCCGGCGGAGAAAAGGAGGCAGGUGCCACAAACGGAGAAGCUUCCGCCAAGCCGGAGGAAGGCACUCCAUCCACCAGCGAGGAUGGCAAGCAGAAGAAGAAGCGGUUCUCCUUCAAAAAGCCUUCCUUUAAGCUCAGCGGCUUCUCCUUCAAAAAGACCAAGAAGGAGUCUGAGGAGGCGACAGAGGAGGCGGCGGCAAAGCCAGCCGAAGGAGAGAAGUCAGAGGAGGCUGCCACCGAGGAGGCCAAGCCAAGCGAGGGUGGUGAAGAGGGUGCCAAGGAGGCUGCUGCUCCCGAAGAGUCAAAGGCGGAGGAGGUGAAGGGAGAAGAAGCUGCAGGAGGAGAAGAGAAACCAGCUGAAGCUUCAGCUACUGAGCCAGAAACAGCUGCCAGUCCAGAGGCUACGGCAGCUGCUGAGUAAUCCUGCUGAACGAGAUCCCGGAAUGAAGGAAAAGUUGUAGCUCCUUUUGAAGAAAUGCGAGAACUUGUCUAAAACCAGGGAUUUUUUUUUCUUCUUUGUUUACUACUUCUGCAACCAUCUCAUCCCUAAUGAUUGCAAUGUCCCUGGCAGUGAUGGACAGGAGGUGCAGUAGU